Messenger RNA from Alternaria arborescens, 1407 nucleotides. RefSeq lists its product as hypothetical. The transcript has 2 exons. Gene Ontology annotation, molecular function: protein binding. The record is from RefSeq and is a predicted model, not a curated record. The coding region runs from base 1 to 1407 and encodes 468 amino acids. Lineage: Eukaryota; Fungi; Ascomycota; Dothideomycetes; Pleosporales; Pleosporaceae.
AUGUCGCAGUCACCCGGGCGCGUUAGCGCGCCCGUUAAGCUACCUUAUGCGCCACGCUCGACACCUCGCAGCCAUAGUGACGAUGCCCUGCCCCCGUAUCUGAGGCGCCACAUCCAGCUAGGCUUCACACAAGACGAUGUCGCCGCCCUCAUCUCCUCGAUCGACUCGAGCCAAGCGCCGCCCUGCUCUUCCAAUGGCAACCCAACGCUAGCGCACCUCCCCGCAGAACUGCUACUCCAGAUUCUCGAACACGUUCCUGUCGAUCAUAUCCUCGAUUGGCGGCUAGUGUGUCGUGGGUUUCGCGAUGCGCUCGACGGCCGUGUUCUGUACCACUGUCUGCAGAGGACGCAGCUGGUGGGAUAUACGGGGCCAAGACACGGCCCGUUCAUGGAAGAUCUGGAUGAGGAGGAACACGAAGCUGUGCAUUUGCUUGAAGCGGGGUUUUUAAGAAUUGAAGAGGACACAAAGUGUCUGGAAGACAAGAGACCCAUUUGGAGCAAUAAACAUGCCGUCUUCAAGAUUAAAGAGGAAUGGUAUCGCGCUUUCAGAACCAUGUGUGGCCUAGAGACAAGGCCGGGAGACACGAUCAACGACGUCGAGCCACGGUGGUAUGGCGUGCUUGGCCGACUGGCAUUGCUACGGGAAGAAGAACAAUUCGGUCAACUGCGCUGGUGUAUCCGACUGGAUCACGCUGUCCUAGACCUCGACUUCCCUCUCGACAAAGACCGCUUACAUUUCGACUUCAAUGUGGACCUACGGACGGGCCUUGUUCGAGUAGCAUGGAAAGACAUGCUCGUCCGGUUCCUCAAGACAGAACGAGCACUACGGAAACGUGACUCCCCCUUCACAUUUUCCCACCACGAAGACUGCCUCCGCGCCAUCCGUCGCGCACGUCUCCUCGCCUCCCUAACCUCCGCCCAAGAAGACAACACCAUCCGCUGGGCCUUCCGCUUCCUCACGCCUCUCUUCAACACCCCAGCCGACCGCCACACAUCCCGCCUCUCCCAAAUCGAAGAAGACGCAAUCCGCACGCUCCUCCUCCUCCGCCGCACAGCCUCCCUAUCCCCCUCCCAACUCACCUACCUCCAAUCCUUGCACGCCACCUACCAAUCUCUCGAAUCUGAACUCCGCUCCCUCGACGCCACCUACACCGAGUUCAAAUCAUACAUGUCCAUGCCUGGCUUCCAGACUACUAUGCUCCUGCCGUCCAUGAUUAGCAAUGCCAAAAACGUGCCUGGGAAUCCUGUUGCUUGGUCUGAUGAGCUGAGAGUGCGGAUCGAGUGUCAAGUUGCGAGAUGGAAGCAACAGAGCGAGGUUAUGGAAAAGGUUCGGGCUUUGUUGGAGACGAGUUGCGAGGCCAUGGCUGCGCCCGAGGACGGGUUUGAUGAGUUGGGCAGUGACUUUUGA